Naegleria lovaniensis is the source of this 1887-nucleotide messenger RNA. RefSeq lists its product as uncharacterized. Bases 1 to 1887 code for a protein of 628 amino acids. Gene Ontology annotation, biological process: phosphatidylinositol dephosphorylation. Gene Ontology annotation, molecular function: phosphatase activity. The record is from RefSeq and is a predicted model, not a curated record. NCBI's taxonomy places the organism in Eukaryota, Heterolobosea, Eutetramitea, Acrasida, Naegleriidae. The transcript has 2 exons.
AUGAUGAAAAGUAAAAGCACGGGAUCAUUGGAUCCACAACAUGCAAAAACGUUGGAUUCAAUUACCGUUCAUGCCUGUACUUGGAAUGUAGCCUCACAGGUUCCUAACAAAGCCUAUCUCCACAAGUAUUUUCGGAGAGUCUUCAUGGGUAACGAAAAUGACGAAGGCAAUCACGUGCCUGACAUUAUCGUGUUGGGAUUUCAAGAAAUUGAAAUGAAUGCAAAAGCUCUCCUUACAGAACAGACAGAGGCGGCAACAGUUUGGCGAUCCGUGCUCUCUGAAGUUUUCCCCGAGUACGACUGUAUAGCAUGUCACCAAUUGGUAGGCUUGUGCAUUUUCGUGUGGGUUCAAUUCAAGCUUGCAAGGCACUGUUCACCAUGCAUGGUGAGCGAAGUGAGAGAGGGGUUUUCGAGAACAUUGGGAAAUAAGGGUGCUGUCUCUGUACGAUUCAAGCUAUUUGGAAAACAACUCAAUUUUAUUAAUGUUCACUUACCCGCUCACACUGAAAAGCUAUUGGAAAGAAACGAAGCUCUGAAUUCAAUUAUUAAUAAGGCAGUGAAUGAUCCCACCCUCAUUCACACAAGUUCAUUGCAAUUUCAUCAUAGCAAUAGUAACAAGGUCAGCAUUACGACCAAAGAUGAUUUUGUCAUUAUCAUUGGAGAUUUUAAUUAUCGAAUUGACUCACAUUUUAACUUUACUGAGGUGAUUACGAAAAUUUCACAACAUCGACUUUCAAUUCUUUACAAGUGUGACCAAUUACAAAAAGAAAAGCAGCUAGGUAGAAUUUUGAAAGGCUACAAUGAGGCAGGGCCACUAGAAUUUAUCCCUACAUACAAGUGUAAAAGCUAUGAACCACACGAACAAGCACAAAUUGAUCUAAGUGAUAUUUCCAACAUUUUCAGUACAAAGAAGGAUCGAAUUCCUUCGUGGUGUGACAGAAUCUUUUUCAAGAGCAAUCCUAACAUUGUGGUUCACGAGUACACUUCUCAUAUUCACGUUUGUGCCAGUGACCACAAACCAGUGACAGCUAAAAUGACAUUGUGGUUCAAUAAUGAAAUGUUAGCCAAUUCACAAACCUCCCAGAAAGUGGAAAGUGUUGAUGAUUUAUUGAACUUUGAUGAACCAUUAUCUGCAAGUCCUUCCCUAGAGUCCAUCUCUUCCUCGACCUCUACGGCCGUUAAUGUUCCAACAACCACUGAAGUCAGCACCCAUGCACCUCGAAAACUUCCUCCAUUGCCAAAACAUUUAUUGGAUGCUAAAAAGAAGGUAGAAGGCUCCACACCAACAACGGAAAACCGCUGGCCAGAGAAAAUUGGAUUUACCAAUUCCACACCAAUUGGAGAAGAACGGCCCCAGCAGCCAUUACAACACGAUGAUGUUUGGGGGUUCUUUGAGAGUGAAGGCAACAACAACAACUCGGGCACAACCACCAUGCAAUUUUCGAACGUAACAACCAUCCCAAUCCCAUCUCCGUCACAACCUCUCCAGCAACGAAAUUCAUUUGACACCACGUCAACAACAAGUAUAUCAAAGAGUUCAAGUAGUGAUGGAUUUGCGGCUCUUGCUUUGCGACACUCCUCAAAGAGUGCUUCCCUUAAUGUCUCCUCCAACCCGACCCCGACGACGACCAUUUCUUCCCAUCCACCAAGUAGUACCACCUCUUCUUCAACUACUCGAUCCAAUCAUAAUAACUCUCGCUCCUCAUCACCAACCAUGAGACCUCAAACGAUUGAUCGUUUGGAUCUUUAUUCUGGGCUCAACAAUCCAUAUCACCAACAACAACAACGAAAUAACAAUGACCACAAUACCAAUUUUCAAUUGACAAACAAUGUUACAACAACAACAACCCAAUCUCAAAACAAUGAUGGAGAUUGGUGGUUAAAUUAA